This is a messenger RNA of Phaeodactylum tricornutum CCAP 1055/1, 2450 nucleotides long. RefSeq lists its product with no specific name. The transcript has 3 exons. The record is from RefSeq and is a predicted model, not a curated record. The coding region runs from base 420 to 2450 and encodes 676 amino acids. Gene Ontology annotation, cellular component: cytosol; ribonucleoprotein complex. NCBI's taxonomy places the organism in Eukaryota, Bacillariophyta, Bacillariophyceae, Surirellales, Neidiaceae. Gene Ontology annotation, molecular function: GTP binding; GTPase activity.
UGAUUCUGUGUCACAUCUCUGACUGGACAAUAAUUCUAAAUUGAUACGGUGUUUCCAAGACAGUCUGGAGCGAUUCUACAAAUAGUCUGGACCGAAUGAGGAAGAAUGCAAUUGCCUAAUUGUCAACGAUGACUGCCAUUUCGUUGGAUGUAGAUGCAUCCUGGAUUCGUCUGGCCUGGUACCGAAAGUACGCACUCACAAGUGCGUGGUGCGCUUUGGAGCCGGCUUUCUCGCUGUUCUUCUGACCGCCACCAGACCCGUUCGGCAAUCGGCGUUUUUUUUCUUGUUUUUCGUUACACAUUUGUUCUUUGGGUUCCAUCAUCCAUCGCCCACACAAACACAUACACACACGUAUCCUGGACAACGGACGACAACCAAAACUUCCAAGAAAGCCGAGACAUCUACCUAUUACCAAGAAGAUGUUACGGUGUAUAUCCAACCUUACGGUACUUGCGUUCCUUGUCGCGGGAGCUGUCGCCUUUGCUCCCGUCCAUCGGCAGCCACGGGUCGCCCGUUUCGGGGUCGUAUCGCCACCACCGCAGACGAAAUGCUUUUUGUCGGCCGUCGCGGACGCGCCGUCGGAAGCCGUUCCCGGUCAGUUUCCUGCAGACAAGAUCAGAAAUAUCGCCGUCAUCGCCCACGUCGAUCACGGCAAAACAACUUUGGUCGAUGCCUUGAUUCGUCAGUCGGGUGUCUAUCGCGAUGCAGCGCAGAGCGAAGAAGCCGGAGAACGUGUCAUGGACAAUCAGGACCAGGAACGUGAACGCGGCAUCACUAUCCUCGCCAAGAACUUGGCCGUCAACUACAAGGGUACCAAGCUUAACAUUCUCGAUACUCCCGGACACGCUGACUUUGGCGGCGAAGUGGAACGCGUUUUGAACAUGGCCGACGGAGUACUCCUCGUGGUCGACAGUGUCGAAGGUCCCAAACCACAAACACGCUUCGUUCUCGACAAGGCUUUGAAAAAGGGAAUGAAGGCUUUGGUAGUCGUCAACAAGGUCGAUCGACCGGCUGCUCGUCCCGAGUACGUUGUCGACAUGGUCUUUGAUCUUUUUGUCGAACUCGGUGCCACCGACGAGCAAACCGAUUUCCGUGUCGUUUACGCUUCCGGCCUGAACGGACAAGCCGGUCACGAAGCGAAUGGUUUGGAAGACACCAUGGGCCCUUUGCUCGAUGCCGUUUUGGAAUCCAUCGACCCGCCCAGGGUCGAAAAGACGGAACCGGAAGCGCUGCAGGCUUUGGUCAGCAACAUUGAUUUUGAUCCUUUCAAGGGGAAAAUGGGUAUCGCUCGUAUCAGUAACGGAUCCAUCAAGUCUGGACAAGCCGUCGCACUCGCACAUCCAGACAAGGACAAGAAGACCGGACGUGUCGGUAACUUGUUUGUCUUUGACAACUUGGGAAAAACCGAAGUUCCGGAAGCCAAGGCCGGCGAGAUUAUCAUGUUUGCCGGUCUCCAAGAUGUUGAAAUUGGAGACACGUUGAUUACCAACGAAAACAAUGGACAAAACGCCGCUGGACCACUAGAGCCGAUUGCCGUCGAACAACCGACGGUGCGAAUGACGAUUGGUGUCAACAAGUCUCCUCUGGCGGGACGCGAAGGAAAGUUUUUGACGAGCCGCAUGAUUCGUGAUCGUCUUUUCAAGGAAUUGGACCGCAACGUCGCGCUUCAGGUCGAAGAAACCGACUCGGCUGAUCGUUACCAGGUCUCUGGACGUGGACAGCUCCAUUUGACCGUGUUGAUUGAAACCAUGCGUCGGGAAGGAUUCGAACUCGAAGUUGGACCACCCACCGUCAUUUACAAGACCAACCCCGAGUCCGGUAAAAUUGAAGAGCCUUGGGAAUCCGUUGAGGUCCGCGUUCCCGAGGAAUACGUUGGUGGUGUUGUCGACUUGCUUAAUCAGCGUAAGGGAGAACUUUUGGACAUGGGAAUUGAAGAAGGUGAAGGCUUAAGCGUCGUCAAGUACGUUGUCCCAACUCGGGGUAUGCUGGGGCUACGGUCGGGUCUCCUUACCGCCACCCGAGGAACCGCCAUCAUUGACAGUGUCUUUGAUUCGUACCGCCCGAAGAUUGCCGGUGAAAUUCAGAGUCGUGACAAGGGAUCGCUGUUGGCCUUUGCGGAUGGCAAGGUCACUACCUUUGGAAUUGAAGGUGCGCAGGAACGUGGCCGCAUGAUGGUCAACGCCGGUGACGACACGUACAAGGGAAUGAUUGUCGGUAUUCACCAGCGUCCAGGUGAUUUGGAAGUCAACGUGUGCAAGACCAAGGCUUUGACCAACAUGCGGUCUGCGACCAAGGGAAUCACAACCGGUAUCACCGCGUCGGUAGAGCUUUCCUUGGAUGCUUCGGUCGAGUACUUGGCCGCGGACGAAAUUUUGGAGGUGACCCCGUCUACCUUCCGCAUGUCCAAGAAUCCGGACAUGGCAAAAAAGAACAAGGGUGGCAAAAAGUAA